Notothenia coriiceps (black rockcod) is the source of this 2639-nucleotide messenger RNA. RefSeq names its product UDP-N-acetyl-alpha-D-galactosamine:polypeptide N-acetylgalactosaminyltransferase 6 (GalNAc-T6) (gene galnt6). The transcript has 11 exons. Gene Ontology annotation, cellular component: Golgi apparatus. The record is from RefSeq and is a predicted model, not a curated record. Bases 270 to 2135 code for a protein of 621 amino acids. Gene Ontology annotation, biological process: protein O-linked glycosylation. Lineage: Eukaryota; Metazoa; Chordata; Actinopteri; Perciformes; Nototheniidae. Gene Ontology annotation, molecular function: polypeptide N-acetylgalactosaminyltransferase activity.
AAAUAAAGAGUUCCCGCGGCCAGCAGGGGACUCACUCCAUCUAAUUAUUUCAACAAAUGGCACCUGUUCGCUUCAAAGGAGAUCACGGGAGGCCACGAAACUACUGUAUCCUGGUUCGCUCAGAACUCCGGUCUGACGUCUUGUACAUAGUUGAAAGUCCUGCCGCGAGUUCAUUUGGAAACACACUGUUGAAGAAAUCAACCGGAACAGGUGUAGGCGACCACUGGUCGUGAAUUUUAGCCUCGGGAGCAACAUAUAUAUUCGGAAAGAUGCGUCUGUUACUUCGACGGCGUUUGUCCCCCCUUAAACUGGUGCUCCUUGGGGGGACUCUCUUCUUGGUGGUCAUAGUGGUGCUCCAGAGGGAUGUUGGCCCCUCCCCAGGUGGUGACCCCUGGUUUCAGGAGCUGGUCGUAAAGAAGGAUAAAGUGAUGGUGAUGGUACGAGACGCUGUCAACAACAUUGGAUUCCAGAUCAGAGCUCCGCAGCCAGUGUCAGUCCUGGUGCAGCCCACCGAGGACACCAAAUGCCCCUCUGGAAUCUACACUCAGACUGAGCUCAAACCUCACCUGGAGAGACCGUCUCAGGACCCCAAUAGCCUCGGGGCUGAUGGGAAGGCAUUUUUGAAAGACAAUCUGUCCCCUGAGGAGGAGAAGGAGAAGGAGGAGGGUAUGACUCGCCACUGUUUCAACCAGUUUGCCAGCGACCGCAUCUCACUCAGCCGUAGUCUUGGGGACGACACGCGGCCUUCAGAGUGUGUGGAGAGGAAGUUUCGUCACUGUCCUCCUCUGCCUACCACCAGUGUUAUUAUUGUCUUCCACAAUGAGGCCUGGUCCACCCUCCUCAGGACGGUCUACAGCGUCCUGCACACGUCUCCUGCUUCGCUGCUCAUAGAGAUCAUCUUGGUAGACGACGCCAGUGUUGCAGAGCACCUGAAGAGCCAACUGGAGGACUAUGUGCGUCAGCUGAAGAUUGUCCGUGUCCUGAGGCAGCCGGAGAGGAAGGGCCUCAUCACUGCCAGGCUGCUGGGGGCCAGUGUUGCUCAGGGAGAAGUGCUAACCUUUCUCGACGCACACUGUGAGUGCUUCCACGGCUGGCUGGAGCCCCUGUUGGCCCGCAUUGUCGAGGAACCCACCGCUGUGGUUAGUCCAGAGAUCACCACCAUUGAUCUUACCACCUUUCAGUUCAACAAGCCCGUGGCCUCGAGCCGCGCUUACAACCGAGGUAACUUUGACUGGAGCCUGUCCUUCGGCUGGGAGCAGAUCCCUGAGGAGGCGAGGAAGCUGCGCAAGGAUGAAACCUACCCUGUAAAAACCCCUACUUUUGCUGGAGGUCUCUUCUCAAUCUUGAAGACAUACUUUGAACACAUUGGAACAUACGAUGACAAGAUGGAGAUCUGGGGCGGUGAAAAUAUUGAGAUGUCCUUCAGGGUGUGGCAGUGUGGGGGUCAGCUAGAGAUCCUCCCCUGUUCUGUGGUGGGACAUGUGUUCCGGUCCAAGAGCCCCCACACUUUCCCCAAGGGCACAGAGGUCAUCACUCGGAACCAGGUGCGCUUGGCCGAGGUCUGGAUGGACGACUUCAAGCACGUUUUCUAUCGCCGCAACAAGAACGCUGCCGUUAUGGCCAGUGAGAAUAAGUAUGGGGACAUCUCUGAACGUCUGAAUCUGAGAGAGAAGCUUCACUGCAAAAACUUCACCUGGUUCUUAAACACAAUCUACCCAGAGGCCUUCGUUCCAGACCUAAACCCAACAUUGUUUGGAACAAUUAAAAACUCAGGAUCACAGAGCUGUCUGGAUGUUGGAGAGAAUAACCAGGGAGAUAAACCAAUGAUCAUGUACACCUGCCACAACAUGGGAGGCAACCAGUAUUUUGAGUACUCCUCUCAUAAGGAGCUGCGUCAUAAUAUUGGAAAGCAGCUGUGUCUUCAUGCCACGCCGCAGCCAGAACCCGUGAAGCUGGAGCUAUGCCAGCGGAAGGGGAAGGGCACCAGUGUGGCAACGCAGGAAGAAUGGAUCCUAACAGAGGAACAUCUCCUGAAGAAUCCCAGCAGUGGGAAAUGUUUACUUCUGAAAGGAGCCCAGGUUCAGAUGGGCGACUGUAAUGCUGCUGACCUCUUCCAGCACUGGACCUUCAGCUGACCUCCCCAUCCGCCCAUCAGGUGACCCCCUCACCAUGUGUCCCCUUCCUCAGACUUGGGCCCCAUGGAGCCAGCUCAACAUUGAUCCAGAAGGAUUUCAUGCUGUGGAGCUUGGGGCAUUCGGCCCUACUUAGUGGACAUUCAAACAUGGAGGAAAAAGAAAAGACAGUCCUGGUCACUUCACAGAGGAAGACGUUUGGGUUGGCCUAAAUCUGUUUUUAAUGUAUUUAUGAUGGACUCUGAAGAAAAAUCUUUAAAGGUGGCUGGGGAUUAUCAGAAACUUGGCUUUGGCUUUCAGCAGUGGCAGCUUGACUGUGAUAGAUUGGCUGUGAACUGCAAUUAUCUCAUUUCAGUGAAUUUACACUCCAGCUUGAAAAAUUAAAUAGCCCUUUAGUGCCUUUUUUUGUUCUGACAAUGAAUGUUGAAACAUGACAAUAAGCAAGUCUUACUCUUAACCCAAAAGCAAGAGAUGUCUGUUUUUAAUAAAAAGAAAGAAGAAAAAUUA